Molecule: messenger RNA, 1376 nt
Organism: Amyelois transitella
Lineage: Eukaryota; Metazoa; Arthropoda; Insecta; Lepidoptera; Pyralidae
Exons: 3
Coding region: 216-1376 (386 amino acids)
Source: RefSeq, a predicted model, not a curated record
UCUUGCUUUGUUUGCUCGCCUUGUUUCCGUUACAUUGGAAUAAUGGUAGAGAAACGGUUAUUUAUAUGCGUGUGUGAUUUAUAUGAAAGUAAAUACUGAUAAUUCUUAAUACAUCCUCGAAAUUUAGAGAAACAUACCAGUGUCUGGGUUAAACCUUAGUAGAUACCUACUUAGUUGUCUCUUGAGAGUUUAGUCCCUUGGUUCUUUUGUGAAAUAUGGAUUUAUUAAAAACAGAAGACCAGCUUAGUGAUGAGGAGAUUUUUAUUGGUAAACUAUCAAUGAAAGAAAUAAAGAGACGUGUUUUGUGGAAUAAGCAACGUGAAACGUUCAAACAACCAGAAGAAAAAGAAGUAGAUAGAAGUUUAAAAAUAAUUGAAACUCAUUCUGCACCAGAUAUAUUACAUGCAGAUUCAAAGACAAUUGCAGUAUCUCCACAGCUUAAAGCUUUGUCAAAUCCAUUGUUAUCUCCACUUACCUCUUCAAAUCCAGAAUGUAACAGAGCUGUCAAUGACAGCUUCCUAAAAAUAGAGCAAAUGGUGACAGAUUUGUGCAUUUCAACAGAAGAAAAUACCAGUGUAACUUUAGAUAAUACUUUUGAUGUUAUUGAUUACAUAUUAAAACAUGGUGCAGCUCAGAAUUAUGAAAAAACAUGUCUUAAAACAAAUAACUGUGAACAAGAGACCCAAAAACAUAUUAAUUGCAUGGUGCCAGAAGUAACUGCUAAUAAUUUUGAUCUACCUUCUACAUCCAAGGACAACCAGAAAAAAGGAAAUAUAUUAAAAACACCAACAAAAACUAUUAAAAAAAAUUAUAACAAAAAGACUGAUAAUUUACCUACACCACCAUCAAAUAUGAGAACUCCUGCUUUUAAAACUCCUGGUGACCCAGUAUCAAAUAGAAAGACUCCUCACAGUUCACUUAAAAAGCCCUUGACUAAAUCAAAUAUUUACAAACAUGUGGCCAGUCCUGUUGCAUCUUAUAUAAACAAAUGUCCUGUUGUUCCCCGAUUGAAGGAAAUACGCCCGUCUAAGCCGCUGCUGGGACAUUCUUCUAUACCCAAAUUGAAAAGUAAUCUGAGCAAACCUAAUAAUAAGGAAAAUGUGAAAUUACCUGCUGUUGCUUACAAAAGUGCAAAGAAAACAGAAGUUAUUGAGAUACCAGAUGAAGAAAAAUUGCCAAAAAGUCAAUGGGCAAAGGAGGUAACAUCAUCUUUACCAAGACCAAUGGUUAUGAAACAUGAUCACAGGGAGAUUAAUUUGGCAAAGAGAAUGUUACUAGCAAAACAAGAAAACAGCUUUGCUGAUCUUUCAUUAAGACAGGCUGAUGUAUCUGUAUGUACUCAAAAAACAGCAUUCAGUCGGCCAAAAAAGAACUAA